AUGACUGAAAGUGAAAAGUCGUUGGAAGAUUUCUUUGCUAAGAAAAGCAAGAAGAAGGGUGCUAAAGGAAAGGCGAAGAAGUUUACGACAACAGAUGAGAUCGCAAAAAAGCUAGUUGAGCAAGACACAUCAUCCGGACCGAGCAGUCUUGGAUCGGCAUCUACUGAUGUUGCGACAAAAAAGGCAAAAGCUUCAGCUGAGGUAAACAAAGAAGAAAAUGAAGAAGAUCAAAUGAACUAUCGUUUCAGGGAUGAUGAUGAAUGGACAGAUUUCAGAGAUGAUUCACAAAAAGACUACAGUGGCUUAAAAAUUCAGGCUCUUCAGGUGACUGAUGAACCUCCUGAAGCAGAAGAUGAAGAAGAAGAAGUUGAUGAAAAUGGAGAACCGAUAAAGACGAAAGGUCAAGGAGCAUCUGGGCCAUGGAAUAAGGCAUCUGAUACUACUCCAGCUCCUGCUCCUGCUCCCGCUCCCGCUCCAGAACCAGAACCUGUCAAAGAAGAACCAAAGCCAGUAGUUACAUCAGGGAAGUAUGUUCCACCUAACAGGCGAGGUGCUUCAGCUGCCAGUGCACCACCAUCAUCUAGCGUAGCUGCAGCAAAUGCUAGGCUUGGCAUUAAAAGCAAGGGGAAGGCACCACAGAUAAACAGUGAAUUUGAAUUCCCAACAUUAGCUGCAAGUUCAGAUCUAGUAAAGCAUAGUAAUAAAGUUGAGGAUGCAACCUUUUCAACUGUAACAAAAGGUGGACAAGCAGUGGAUGGUGCAAGUAGUAAAGGUGGAGAUUUACAACUAGGAAAUCGUUUCGCAGCUCUAGAAAAUUGACCUCUCCGAGGAAGUAUGGGGUCAACCUGAACAUUUACAGAUGCUGUGAACAGAGACAUAUUUUUCUAAUGUGCAAGAUAUCACAGACAUUGAUCUCAAGGAAUGUUUUUGAGUAUAGGCUCAGAAUCGACGCUGGUGUACUUUGUCCUUGUUUUCUGCAGAGCCAGCAAUCAGCAUAUUAUAAUUUAUAGCUCUUCCAGGAUGGUAUAACUGCUUGAUUGCUACAGCAUCACGUCAACAAGUUGAAAUGCAAAUGCUACUGUAUUGUCUACUAAUGUCAAAUGUAUAUCAUAGAUCUACUGCAAGUGAAUUUCAUUACGAUUAUUUGCAGUAAAAAAGUAAAUUACAGUGAAUGAAUCAUGUUGACAUGCACAUCAAUUCAAAUCUGUAUCUGAACUUUUUGCCAUUUAUUAUGUAAUGUUAUUCUAUGCAUAUGAUAUCAUUUAUCACAAGAAAAUGUGGAAAUAACAUUGAGAUCUGGGCAGUAUCUGAUGUCAUGUGACGAAAAAUAUUUCAUUUAUUUGAUCAUGAAAGGUGCUCACUUUUUGAAAGUGUGCCAAGAAAGUGCAUUCCUUGACGUGUGAUGUCACAUUUUCACUUGUUUGCUAUUAUUACGUGAAUGUUAUCAUCGUGCAUUCAAGGUCAUCACUACUUCAAAAUAAUGAUUCUGUGUGAGGAACAUUAAGGUGACAAUGAUUAUUGGUACUACAUGCAGAUCUAUGAUUGAGAUAAAAACAAGUUGAUGUAGUAAAGUGUUAUUUCUCCAGACACACUUGUUUAAAAGGAAAGUGCUUGGAAAGUAUACUGUUAAUUUUCUCUCUCUGUCUGUCUCUUUCUUUAUUAUGAAAUGUUUAUGAGAAUAUGAAAAAUACCAGGGAUGUCAGGGUUUAUGUUGUGCAGCACAUAAUGUAUUUGGCUUUAGCAUGUUCUUGCUUCUUUCAGGCCCAGUAAUCAAGACCGACUGACAUCUUUGAAAUUUGAGAACAUAUAAUCUUCAACUUUACUAAGAGAAAUAUGGACAAGGAAUGAAACUUAACAAAACCUAAGUUACUUUGCAGCAGAGUAUAUAUCUAUGUACCAGUGCUACAUAGAUCCAUUCUCUUGGGUUAAAUAUAAUGUGACAGCUUUGGGAUCCCAAGUAAAUGUAAGUCACUAUUAAAAAUAACAAAUAUUUACAAUAAUGAUAAUUUUAAUGUUAUAUUGGCAUGUUUUCUGAUUUAUUUUACUUUACUGUAAGCUUAUAAGAUGGGAAAUUGUUCUGAAGCUUGCCAAAUUAUUUGCAUUUGAACAUCCCAUUCAUUCAUAAACAGUUACAUCGUAAAAGCAGUCCAAGGUAAUACACAAUGCACGCAUGGUACCAUUGAUGUGCGCUGAUGUCAUGUACUACUGUAAUGUACUUUCUCUGGCCAUUGAUCAUAUGCGACUUUGUACACACAUAAAAGUGCAGAAAUUGUUGUGUGACAUAUCACCCAUUGUUCCAUGUCAGGAAGAGCCAAAUGUUACCAAGCAGAAACCUUUGUUUAAAUAUGAAUAGAUCUAAUUAUUAUUUAGGAUAUGAAAUUCACAACUAACUUGUGCUCAAAACUAGGCAUAUUCAAUGCUACGACUUAGUUUUCUGUCAUUACUUUCUGUGUAAUUAAACCGGUGAGUCAGUCAGCCCUAGAUAAUCAAUGUGGACCAUAGCAAUCUGUUCAAUUUAGAAGAGGUAAUGCAUCAUAUUUUAUACAAUCUGGUCAGAAAAGUACUUCCACUUGGAUAGUUAUUUGAUUUGACAUAUGCAGACUUAACUAAUCACCUGUAACAACUAAAUCAAAAUAGCCGAGGGGAAAGAAAAGAGUUUUACACCAUUGUCUAUUUGAAAGGGCUCUUUGGUAGUAUAUCAUACAUACAGCAUAGCUACAUCACAUUGCCAAUUUCAGAUCUCCAAACAUUUGAUCAUUUCUUGAUCUCUCAUUGCAUUUUUUCUUUGACUAUUCACUGGUAUGCAUUUAUCAUGGUCGGCUUAUUUGAAUUUCAGGAAAAGUUUUAAAAAAGCAUGCUUUUACCCGAGCCUCGGCCGUUAACUGGGGGGGAGGGGACCCCCCCACGAAUUUCGUCACUACAUCGCCAUGUGAAAUUUUUGACCACGCCAUGCUGGUGACUUUUUACUUUCAAGUCUUUCUUGCCAUCGGCUCCUUAUUUAUCUCUGAUAACUGAUCUUUAUAAUUAAGCAUCAUUCCUUUUGUUAAAAAGAUGAAUGAUUUUAGAUAAGUAAUGUGAGUGGGUAACUGAAAAAUAUGCUUCUUCCACGUAUGGAGUGUCUACUCCACAUAAAAUGAUGCGACCUGCAUUUUUAAAGUAGAGCACCUUCACUUUGUAGAAGGGUAGUCACCAAUAUCUUGAUGAUAAUCUUCUAAUUAAAGGAUGAAGUUUUUAAGCCUUUGCCUGGUCAAUCAAAGAUUGUUCUGAUAAAUAUUACAGGUUACUCUGCCCAAGUCGACCUUCCGUAAGUCAAAUAAUCGCUCAAGUCAUAGCAAUUUUUUUUAGACCAGAUUAUUCAAAAUAUGUAUUACGGUAUAUACAGCCUCUUCUAAGUCGAUUUUGCCCAAGCCGAACAGAUUUCUCUGGCCCAAGAGAUUCAACUUAGGCAGAGUUACCUGUAUAUUAAAGUAAAUUAGGGUACCAUGGCUGCAUAUGGACAUUCAGACAUGCUUUGAUUUCUAUUACAAAUGUUUCUUUGGGUUCUGUAAAGACUUGAGGGGCAAACACCAAGUCACUGCUCAUUUUGGUGAUUAAAUGAUUAACAUGCACUAUUUUCAUUUAACGUAAAAUGUAAUUAAGCACAUGCUGAUUCCAUAUUCAUUACUACAUAAUUUCCCAAGUGAUGUACUAAGAUAUUUUUAUAUGGCAAAUGAUUUAAAAGAUAAUCAGAAUAUUAAUAUUUUCAGGGUUUGGAAGUCCUGGUUUGAUAUAUUCUUCUCUGAUACCUCGGUCACAUUUGAUCCACGGUGGCCAUAUAGCUAUUCGAAAAACGGCUGUUUUAUAUAUUUUAAUUCAAACCACCUAUAUGUAGCUGGUACAAAAAAAGUUAUAACGGCUGUUUUCGACUCGCCAUACAGCCGUAGAGAAAAUGUGACCGAGGUAUUAGUUCCCCCUGUUUACUACUGAACUCCUUAUUAAAGGACAAGUCCACCCCAACAAUAAGUUGAUUUGAAUAAAAAGAGAAAAAAUCCAACAAGCAUAACACUGAAAAUUACAGCAAAAUCGGAUGUAAAAUAAGAAAGUUAUGAUAUGUUAAAGUUUUGCUUAAUUUCACAAAACAUUUAUAUGUACAUUCUGCAAAUGAGGAGACUGAUGAAGUCAUCCACUCACUAUUUCUUUUGUACUUUAAUAUAUGAAAUAUCAAAUAUUAUUUGUUUGGCGUCAUCUGUGCCUGGGAGGCAAAAAGCAAAUUGAAUCACUAUGACCCGCAGGUCUCUCCUCCCGACAUAACUGAUUGGGGGGAGUGCAUAUUGUAUUUUCUCAUUAUCAAGUGAAACAAAGAUUAAUUCCUCCUUGAACAUGUGGAAUUAGCAUUGUUUUAAUACUAUAUGGUUCAGUCAAGUUGGUCCUUAUUGUCAAAUCUGUAAAAAAUGAAAUAUUGUAUAAGUCAAACAAUAAAAAACAAAAGAAGUAGUGAGUGAUAGACAUCAUCAACUGUCUCAUUUGCAUGUCACUGAGAUGUAACUUUCUUAUUUUGACAUCCGAUUUUGAUGGAUUUUUUAGCGUUUGGCUAGUUUGAUUUUUCUCUAUUUAUUCAAAUCAUCCUUUUUUUGGGGUGGACUUGACCUUCAAGGUUUGAAUGCAGAAAUCUUGAGAUUUGGUAAUCAGCUAAUUGUGCAUUUACAUUUUAUAAUCUGAAAAGUUUUGGAAUAUUCUGUCCAGGAAGUUCAUAGUUAAUAUUAUUUGGUAUUGGUAUAUAUUUGUUAUGAAAUAUUCUAUUCUAUGUAUCCUAUAAUAAUUCAUAUCCCUCAUUUUUCUUUUUAUUUCAUAAACUUUCCUAUCAAACUUCCAAUUC
Molecule: messenger RNA, 4855 nt
Organism: Lytechinus pictus (painted urchin)
Lineage: Eukaryota; Metazoa; Echinodermata; Echinoidea; Temnopleuroida; Toxopneustidae
Product: protein CDV3 homolog
Exons: 5
Coding region: 1-819 (272 amino acids)
Cellular component (GO): cytoplasm
Source: RefSeq, a predicted model, not a curated record